This is a messenger RNA of Rhopalosiphum maidis (corn leaf aphid), 8590 nucleotides long. Its product is annotated as papilin. Lineage: Eukaryota; Metazoa; Arthropoda; Insecta; Hemiptera; Aphididae. The record is from RefSeq and is a predicted model, not a curated record. Gene Ontology annotation, cellular component: extracellular region; extracellular matrix. Gene Ontology annotation, biological process: extracellular matrix organization. The coding region runs from base 293 to 7942 and encodes 2549 amino acids. The transcript has 41 exons. Gene Ontology annotation, molecular function: metalloendopeptidase activity; serine-type endopeptidase inhibitor activity.
GUCAGUGACGACGACCCACCAACACGGAGAGAAUAAAAUAUUAUUAUAACGCACACUCAUCUGUCCGCCGCGGUCUACACACACACACGCGUAUGCGCACGUCUGCGACGUGAACGUGUGUCUUAUGCGUACCCAUCAUAAUCGUACAAUAAAACCGUACGUAACAAUUAAUGUACAAAAAUAAUUCGUACACGUAACAUAAUUGUAAGUAUACUAUUUUGGGUAAAAUACACGCGUCUCCGCGCGCACUUGUCAGGCAGACGCCGCGAUCGCAGUCCGACGGGCCUUCUAAAUGGACGUGCUCAGACACGAGAAGUAUCUGGCACUAUUGAUACUAAUUAUAUCAUUUAACAUCUCCGUAUCAUCGAGCAGACAGCAUCACCUCCGACAUGGUCGACACAAAAGACAACAAUGGAACAAUACGUUUAGCAGCUCGGGAUUCGUACCAGAGUAUCAUGUUUAUCUGGACGGCAGUGCCUCGGAGAGUGGUGAAUGGAGUCCGUGGUCCGACGAUGGCCAAUGUUCCCGUAGUUGCGGCGGAGGAGUCGCGUUUCAGACCAGGAGAUGUCUGACAUCCAGACAAGACGGUUCCGAAGAUUGUACAGGAUCAUCGAAAAGAUAUUAUUCCUGUAACAUUCAAGAAUGUCCUAGAAAAAGUCUGGAUUUCCGACUGGAACAAUGCGGUGCGUUUAACCGUGUACCGUUUGAAGGAUUGACAUACGAAUGGGUACCCUACACCAAAGCUCCAAACAAAUGUGAACUGAAUUGUAUGCCGAAAGGGGAACGAUUUUAUUACAGGCAUAGAAAUAAAGUAAUCGAUGGUACACCGUGUGAUGAAGAAAAAUUAGACGUUUGCGUCGAUGGAAAAUGUUUGUCAGUAGGAUGUGAUAAUCUAUUGGGUUCGCCGGUAAGAGAAGAUCGUUGCCGUAACUGUGGAGGAGAUGGUUCCAACUGCAAUACCGUUCAAGGUAUUUUGGACAUGAAUGAUUUACAGUACGGGUAUACGGAUAUACUUUUGAUUCCGGCAGGUGCUACUAACAUAAGAGUAAGGGAAAUUCAGCCGUCCAAUAAUUAUUUAGCAAUUAGAAACGUUUCUGGACACUAUUACCUAAACGGUAAUUGGAAGAUAGAUUAUCCUAGAAGCUUGAAAAUCUGCAAUUCCGUUUUCCAUUACGAGAGGAAAAAGCGAGCACUUUACACACCCGAAAUAAUUACAGCUUUAGGACCAAUUUCAGAAGCCAUUUAUAUAGUUUUACUCUAUCAAGAAGUUAACCCCGGAAUCGAGUACGAGUACAGUAUUCCAACUAGUGCCGCAAAGCUAACAUUAUCCAGAGGAUACAAUUGGAUGUAUAAUGAGUUCACUGAAUGCAACACAACUUGCGGUGGAGGUACAAGAACUCGAGACGUUUGGUGUGCUCAAAAGAAUGACUCCAUGCCUGUACCUGCAGAACUUUGUGAUCCAGGUUUGGAACCAUUAAAAUCACAAUCGUGUUCGAUGGAACCUUGUCCACCUAAAUGGGCGCCAGCUAAUUGGACAUUAUGUACACACAAAUGUGGAACAAACGGAACACAGACUAGAGAAGUCGGAUGUGUGCGACGAAUCAAUGGUAUUGAUGUUCCCGUAGAUAGUAAUUACUGUAACCAGUACGACGGAGCAAAGCCGGCCACUGUACAACCAUGCAAUAUAGGGCUAGAAUGCCCACUAUGGCACACUGAUCCUUGGAAACCUUGUAAUCAAUUGUGUGGAGCUGGUAAACAAACAAGAAAAGUUAGUUGCUACAGAAAAGUUGAUAAGAAAAUUAUUGUCUUAAAUGAUGACGAAUGUGAGACUAAAAAGCCAGACACAGAAAAAGCAUGUCAUUUGCGUCCAUGUGAGGGUGUCGAUUGGGUGACGUCUGCGUGGUCAGGAUGCGGUGAUUGUAACUUGGAUUUCGAAACUAGACAAGUGAUUUGUGCAAAUUCCAAAGGAAAAUUAUAUGAUAGCCAAUUUUGUAAGAAAUCAAAAUACCCAGAGACUAUCCGAAAUUGUACACCAUCAGAUGCAUGCGAGUAUCAGUGGUAUGCCACUCAAUGGAGUGAGUGUUCAUCAAAAUGCAGUACUGGAAAACAAAUUAGAAAAGUUUUUUGCGGAUCUUUAGUCGGUGAAUCGAUUAAAAAAGUCGAUAAUGUAAAAUGCGAUCCAAGCAAAAAAUACGAAGAUACUAAAAAUUGUACUGGUAAAGAAACAUGCAAAGGAGAAUGGUUUUCAGGCCCUUGGACGGCGUGUUCAAAACCUUGUGGUUCUGGAGAAAAAAGCAGAAAGGUAUUUUGUAUGGUUGGAAACUCUACUGUGGAUGCUAGUCAGUGUAAACCCGAAACACUUUUAUACUCUAGCGAUGAGUGUAAUAAACAGCCUUGUGGUGAAGAUCAAAUUAUGCCUGUUGAGUCUAAGAAACCAAUUACGGAAGAAGAUACGCUCGAAGAAGAAGAGUGCGAAGAUGAAAUGAUAACGGUUACUCCAUUUGCAAGUGAACCAGAUUAUGAAGCUACAACAUCGCCCUACACACAAUCAUCUGAUGAUAAUACGAUUAGUGUGGAUUUAAAUAAUACAACGAAAUCCGAAGAAUCUGAUGAAAUUACUACAGAUUCAAUGAAUACUGAAAAGGGAAGCACUAUUACACCUUUGGAAAUAAAAAUAACAUCUACACAAAAAAAAACGAACUCCACUACUACUACUACUACUACUACUACUUCUCCAAUCAAACGGAAAAAGAGACAAGCUAUCUUAGAUUCUCAAAUCAAAUUUUCUAAUGCUAAACCUACUAAUGUCCCUAGCCUUGACUUAUCGAGUACCUUUGAGUCCUCAACUAUUAUUUCAACAACGGAUAUGUCGACUACUGAUAUAUCAACCACAGAUAUUUCAACAACGGAUUAUACAACGGUUGACACGCCAACAACUAUUGAUAUUGCUUCGACGACUGACAUUAAUACAUCAGUUUCUUCAGCGUCGCCGUCUACAUCACCAGAACCAACAACAAUUACAUCUCAGACUGAAACACUUCAAACUGAAACAAUGACGAAUAAUGGAAAUAUAUCAACUUUGAUAGAUAUUUCAUCAUCUACAGCUGAUUAUAGUACCGAAAACAGCGAUAAAACUACUCCUAUGGAGUUAACAACCGUGUCAAUGUCUUCCCCUGAUACAGAAAGUACUGUUGUAUCUGAUUCAAUAACUGAAUCAAGUACGGAUGCAAUGUCCACUACAGAUAUUUCAUCAACCAUUAAUUUAUCAUCAAGCCCCGAACCAUCUACAUCACUUUCAUCAUUAGAAACAAUCGCAUCAUCAACUGAGAUGUCAGUUAGCACUUCUGACUAUACCAGCGAAACAUCUGAAGUUAUGACAACAUUCACUUCAGUAACUAAUUCAACUAAAAAAACUACCAAGAAGGAGAAUCCAUUAAUUGAAGCUUCUAAAAAGGGCAAACGUAUUUGUAAGAAAAAAAAGAAAUUAGUCGGUUGUCAGACAUCAGAAUUUGGAUGCUGCUUUGAUGACAAAACGCCCGCUAAAGGACCAUUUAGUGCUGGUUGUCCGGAUGUACAUACCUGCAAAGAUACAGAACAUAACUGUUGUUCAGAUGGCGUGACUCCUGCAACUGGUCCUAAAAACGAAGGAUGUCCUCCUUCAAUGUGUAACGCUACCUUGUAUGGCUGCUGUUCAGAUGGCUUUAGUAUUUCACUUGGAAAUGAUUUUGAAGGAUGUCCUGUUGAGUUACCUGUAUUGACAACGACAUUGGUACCAGAUCUCGGAUGCAAGAAUACACAAUUUGGUUGUUGUCCAGAUGGAAAUUCUCCUGCUUCAGGACCAAGUUUCCAAGGAUGUUAUAGUUGCGUUGAAGGAUCAGGAGAAUGUGAUUCGUGUUUGGAAACGGCAUAUGGUUGUUGUGCAGAUAAUGUCACCGCAGCUACAGGGCCAAAUAUGGCUGGUUGCCAAGAUAAUUUGACAACUGAUGAUUUCAUUUUCGUAACAUCUACUUCAGAACAACCGUCUGACUCGUGUCAAUUAUCAGAAUUUGGAUGCUGUCCUGAUGGAGUAUCAUCAGCCUCUGGAUUCAACCUUGAAGGAUGUAUAGGAGUUGACUUUGAUAAUUGCACUUUGAAUGAAAAUGACACAGAAUGUUUAUCUGCAUGUGCUAAAGAACAAUUUGGAUGUUGUGACGAUAAUAUUACUGCUGCACAUGGACCAAAUAAAGAAGGCUGUUGUCUAAGUUCCCAAUAUGGCUGUUGCCCAGACAAUAUAGUACCAGCUAAUGGACCUAGUCUACAAGGUUGUGGAUGUAUUUACACGCCAUUUGGAUGUUGCCCAGACAAUACUACAACUGCUAGAGGUCCAAAUAACGCUGGCUGUAGUUGCCAAUACACCGAACAUAAAUGUUGUCCAGAUAACUUCACACCAGCUUCAGGACCUCAGUACGAAGGUUGCGCGUGUCAUACAUACCAGUUUGGUUGCUGUCCCGAUGGUAUAACUAAAGCACUUGGUCCAAACUCGCAAGGGUGUGGUUGUGAAUACACUCAAUAUGGAUGUUGUGGUGAUAAAAAUACACCAGCUCUAGAUGAAACUAAAAAUUGUAGUUGUGAGGCAUCUAAGUAUGGAUGUUGUUUAGAUGGUAUAGCCGAGUCUAAAGGGGAAAAUUUCGAAGGAUGUCAAUCUAAACCCAUUCUACCUGGAGAUAGAUGCAAAGAGCCCAAAGAUCGAGGUAGCUGUUCAGAUUUCACUGUUAAAUGGUUCUUUGAUACUGAGUAUGGUGGUUGUUCAAGAUUUUGGUAUGGAGGAUGUAAUGGAAAUAAUAACCGUUUCAAAACGCAAGAAGAAUGUAAAGAUAUAUGUGUUGAGCCAUCUGGUCGAGAUGUAUGUUACUUGCCAAAAAGCGUGGGUCCAUGUGAAGGAUAUUACCCUACUUGGUACUACGACCAAGAACGAAAACAAUGUGCACAAUUUGUUUAUGGUGGAUGUCUUGGUAAUAAUAAUAAAUUCCAAUCACGAGAAGAAUGUGAACACCUUUGUGUGGUUCCUGAUACUUUGGAUCCUUGUGAACAACCACUUACACCUGGACCUUGUAAAGGUAACUAUUCACGUUGGUACUAUGAUAAAUCAACACGUACCUGUUCAUCAUUUAACUAUGGCGGCUGUAAAGGAAAUCAAAAUAAUUUCUUGAAUAAAGAAUCAUGCAAUCAUAAAUGUAUAAACCCACUCAAAAUCCAAGAAGAAUGUUUGAUGACUGUUGCUCGGGGUGAUAAAAACUGUGAUAAGAAGAUACCAAGGUGGUAUUUUGAUAAUAAUGAAAACGCAUGUAAACCUUUCUAUUAUACUGGUUGUGGUGCCAAUGCUAACAAUUAUGAGACGCAAGAGUCUUGUGAAAAGAAAUGUCCAUCUAAGAGAAAACUUGAUACAUGUAAAUUACCCGCUCUUGUUGGUGAAUGUCAUGACUACGUAAAUCGUUGGUACUUUAACUCUUUGGAUGGUCGUUGUAAGCAAUUUUACUAUGGUGGUUGUGGUGGAAAUGAAAAUAAUUUCGAAACACAAUAUAGUUGUGAAAAUAAAUGUAUCGACUCUAGUCGUAUUACAACUUUAGCACCUCCUCAAUUUUCAAAAGACAAAUGCUUCUUGUCCCAAGACCGCGGUAACUGUAGCAAUAUGUCUUCUAAAUAUUUCUAUGAUAGACAAGACGGCGUUUGCAAACAAUUCAUGUACGGUGGCUGCGGAGGUAAUGACAACCGCUUUGAUUCUAAACAAGAAUGUGAACGACAGUGUUUCGAAGCACAAGAUCUAUGUCAAUUGCCAAGAGUAGAAGGACCGUGUAGAGGAGAUUUCAGACAAUGGUAUUACGAUAAAAAUAGUGAUAGAUGCUUCCAAUUCCGAUAUGGUGGAUGUCAAGGAAACUCUAAUCGCUUUAAUGACCGACAAUCCUGUGAAUCCCGUUGUGUACAAAAUGUUGUAACAACAGUUGCUUCACCAAUAAUAGCCCAAACACGACCAAGUGACGUUUGUCUAAUUCCACUCGACCCCGGUCCUUGUCUUCAAACUAUUGAUAUGUGGUACUUUAAAACAUCCACAAGACGAUGUGAAUCUUUUGCUUAUAGUGGCUGUGAAGGAAAUGCUAAUAAAUUCCAAUCGGUUGAAGAAUGUGAACGAAUCUGCUACCCAUAUAUUGAUCCAAAUGCAAAUAAAAUUGAACAGGAACCACGAACUAUAAAACCAGAAGAACCACAAAUAUCUACAGACAUUUGUGAAGCAGGGAAAUUACGUUGUAAACAAUUAUCCGAAGAAGCAACAAGAUGUCCGUACGGACUUGAACAUUGGGUUAAUGCUGUUGGUUGUGAAGACUGUCGAUGUUAUAAUCCUUGCUUGCCAGGACCCGAUCAGAAAUCGGUUUGUCCUGCAGAUUAUCAAUGUAUAGUGGACGUUAUUACGUCAGACAACGGAGAUUCGAAAUAUAAGGCCACCUGUAGACCAGUUUUCAAGCCAGGAGAAUGUCCUCAGCUUGCCGUUUACCAGAGCGACUGCGCCGAACAGUGUAGAACAGAUGCUGAUUGUGUGGGAGACGAUAAGUGUUGUUAUAACGGUUGUGGUACUUUCUGUUUGCGUCCACAACAGUCCACCUCAACGACGACUGCAUCGACGACCACUGCGAUUAUGCAAGAAAAAGAAUCACCUCCGCAAAUCGUCACAGCCGAUUCCAACGUAGAGGCCGAUGAAGGCAACUACGCCACUCUCAGAUGCGUAGUUAUUGGUAAUCCUACACCGACGAUCGUUUGGCAGAAGAACACCACACUGAUCGACGGAUCGGGUGGUCAUUACAAACUGUUUGCCGAUGGUACGUUACAGAUAGUUGGGCUAUACAAAUACGAUUCAGGAGUGUAUAUUUGUAUGGCUAGCAACGGUAUCGGCGAACCAAUCAGAAAAGAGGUCUACUUAACGGUCAAAGACCCGAUCCCACGACCCGCAAACGUUAUCGGCGAGGAGAGCACUGCCGUGAUCGUCGCGCUCAACAAUCCCACUGUGCUGCAGUGUUACGCAGUCGGCUGGCCGCGUCCUAUCGUCACUUGGUGGCGGGCCGACCGGAUGUUGCCGAUGACGUCCGAGACGUUCGAACAGCGCAACGACCAUUCGUUGUACAUCCGGAUGGUAACGAUCAACGUGCUCGGCCCGUACACGUGUCAGGUGUACAACGGAAUCGGUCGGGCGUCUUCGUGGAGCGUCACGCUCCAGGCGCACGGCACUUCCGCCGACUAUCCGUACAACCCGUACCUGGUGCCACCGCCCAGGCACCCGGGUACCGGUGACGUGAUCCGACUCAAGCCGACCGUCGUCAGGCUCACCAGACCACCGCCCAUCUUCAGAACGGUCACCCCACAACACACCGACGUCGAGACCACACAGCCGUCACAGCAAAAGGUCUUCACUGUCCCCGUACGAGUUAACAUAUCUUUACCAGCCACAACGAUCGCCGUCGGUUCGGACCUGACGAUUCCUUGUUCGGUGGACGGUUAUCCGAUACCCACUGUGACCUGGUACAAAGACGGGCAAAUACUAAGGAACAAUGAACGGACUCAGGCGACCGAAAACAAGUUGGUCGUCAUCCGUACGAAUGCUUCGGAUUCGGGUUCUUAUAAAUGUGAAGCGUACAACUCGUACAGCUCCGAUGAGAAAACCGUAAACAUUACAAUAGAAGGUAUGUAUAUUCCUCCAAACUGUACAGACAGUCGGUUUUUCGCCAAUUGUUCUUUGAUCGUGAAAGGAUCCUACUGUAAUCAUCCGUACUACAAGAAGUUCUGCUGCGAGUCAUGCACACGGGCCGGUCUACUACCGACCAAUGACUAUCAAAACAACUUUUCAUACAUCAGCAAUUCAAUCAGACGGUUCAGAAGAGAUCUAGUCAACAAACUUCAGAGUUUGAACUUAUUCUAAGCGGAGCGCAACGGCGGAUCGCGUUGCAUUUUAGUCAUAAAUACAAAAUUUUAAAUAUUAUUAUACAUCAUAAGAGAAAAAAAGAAUAAUACAAUUUUAGAUAAUAUUGCUAUACUUCAUAAUAUAUUAUUAUUAUUAUUUGUUCGUGUCACGUAAUAAUUUUACUAUUAUUAUCAUCAUCUUAUUAUUAUUAUUAUUAUUAUUAUUAUAAAUAUCAUCAUUAUUAUACUAUUACUAUUAUUAUUAUUAUUAUUAUUAUUAUUAUAAAUAUUAUAAUUAUUACAAACCGGAAUUUUAUUCGUUCCAAACGGCAAAUGCCUCUAAAGGUAACGUCGUAGGUAAUCAAAUAACUUUCAAAAUUAUGCACAGUCAUUCCACGUAAUGUUUUAUUAUAUAAUUAUGAAACAUCAUAUAUAUUAUAGUUUAAACAUAUAAAUUUUUUUUUUUUUUAACCAGUACCUAAUAAUCAGUUAUAUAUAUAUAUAUAUAUUUAAUCAGUUCCUAAUAAUAGUCAUACAUACUCGUUGUUAGGAAAAUAGUUAAAUAUUAUUUUAUGUACUUUAGAUAGUCGGCAUGAUUAAUUUAUUAUAUUAUACCUUCCUAUAAUAAAGUAUAUAUAUUAUGUUCACUUAAAUGUAUAACAUUUCC